GUCACUGUUCCCCUGAGUCAACUGAUCAAUGCCCUCCAAUACCUGAAGACCGCAGUGGGCAGCAGUGCCACUGCUGAACCUCAGCACAGAGAGCAUGCCUCUGAACAGGACUUGCAGAGCACAGAGGUACGCACACGGCCUACAGCUUGCAGAUCUGCCAAGAACCAAGGCAAAGCAGCUGGCAAUACUGCUCUGUCCAGCUGUCAUGGGCAACCUAGCUAUAUGGAAAAUAAAGGGAUUUCUGUAUCCAUAAGUGGCAUGGAACUCUGUGUUGUUUUUAUCGCACUGCUUUGCUUUAUCUUGGCCAGGUCGCAGUUGUAAAUGAGAACCUGUUCUCAAUUGUAAAUGAGAACUUGUUCUCAACUGGCUUACCUGGUUAAAUAAAGGUGAAAUAAAAAAUAAAAUAAAAUGUACAGUGCUUUCGGAAAAGUAUUCAGACCUCUUGACUUUUUCCACAUUUUGUUACGUUACAGCCUUAUUCUAAAAUUGAUUUAAAAAAUAAUCUCAUCAGUCGACACACAAUACCCCAUAAUGACAAAUCAAAAACAGGUUUUUAGCCAUUUUUGCUAAUUUAUUCCCAAUAAAAACAGCUAUCUUAUUUACAGUAUUCAGACCCUUUGCUAUGAGACUCAACAUUCAGCUCAGGUGCACCCUGUUUCCAUUGAUCAUCCUUGAGUUGUUUCUACAACUUGAUUGGAGUCCACCUGUGGUAAAUUCAAUUGAUUGGACAUGAUUUGGAAAGGCACACACGUGUAUAUAAAAGGUCCCACAGUUGACAGUGCAUGUCAGAGCAAAAACCAAGCCAUGAGGUCGAAGGAAUUGUCCGUAGCGCUCCGAGACAGGAUUGUGUCGAGGCACAGAUCUGGGGAAGGGUACCAAAAAAUGUCUGCAGCAAUGAAGGUCCCCAAGAACACAGUGGAAGAAGUUGGAACCUCCAAGACUCUUCCUAGAGCUGGCCGCUCGGCCAAACUGAGCAAUCGGGGGAGAAGGGCCUUGGUCAGGGAGGUGACCAAGAACCCGAUGGUCACUCUGACAGAGCUCAAGAGUUCCUCUGUGGAGCUGGGACAACCUUCCAGAAGGACAACCAUCUCUGCAGCACUCCAUCAAUCAGGCCUUUAUGGUAGAGUGGCCAGACAAAUGCCACUCUUCAGUAAAAGGCACAUGACAGCCUACUUGGAGUUUGCCAAAAAGGCACCUAAAGACUCUCAGACCAUGAGAAACAAGUUUCUCUGGUCUGAUGAAACCAAGAUUGAACUCUUUGGCCUGAAUGCCAAGCGUCACGUCUGGAGGAAACCUGGCACCAUCCCUACGGUGAAGCAUGGUGGUGGCAGAAUCAUGCUGUGGGGAUGUUUUUCAGCGGCAGAGACUGGGAGACUAGUCAGGAUCGAGGGAAAGAUGAACGGAGCAAAGUACAGAGAGAUCCUUGAUGAAAACCUGCUCCAGAGCGCUCAGGACCUCAGACUGGGGCAAAGGUUCACCUUCCAACAGGACAACGACCAUAAGCACACAGCCAAGACAACGCAGGAGUGGCUUCGGGACAAGUCUCUGAAUGUCCUUGAGUGGCCCAGCCAGAGCCCGGACUUGAACACGAUCGAACAUCUCUGGAGAGAUCUGAAAAUAGCUGUGCAGCGACACUCCCCAUCCAACCUGACAGAGCUUGAGAGGAUCUGCAGAGAAGAAUGGGAGAAACUCCCAACAUUUUUUAUUUUACCUUUAUUUAACUAGGCAAGUCAGUUAAGAACAAAUUCUAAUUUACAAUGACAGGUGUGCCAAGCUUGUAGCGUCAUACCCAAGAAGACUCAAGGCUGUAAUCGCUGCCAAAGGUGCUUCAACAAAGUACUGAGUAAAGGGUCUGAAUACUUAUGUAAAUGUGAUAUUUCAGUGUUUUAUUUAUAAUACAUUUGCAAACAUUUCUAAAAACCAGUUUUUGCUUUGUCAUUAUGGGGUAUUGUGUGUAGAUUGAUGAGAGGAAAAAAACAAUUUAAUCCAGUUUAGAAUAAGGCUGUAACGUAACAAAAUGUGGAAAAAGUCAAGGGGUCUGAAUACUUUCCGAAGGCACUGUAUCUGUAACCUUUGAAAUGUUUGGAUCUUUUAAAAAUUGAAUAUGAUUUGUGGAUUCAAAUAAAGCAUUUAAAGUGUGAUCUGUGUGUGUGCGCCUGUACUUUAUAUAUACCAGUACUGUACUGGUACCCCGUGUAUAAAGCCAAGUUAUCGUUACUCAUUGUGUAUUUAUUCCUGGUGUUAUUAUCUUUCUAUUAGUUCUCUGUUUUUCUCUCUGUAUUGUUGUGAAGGUCCGUCAGUCAGCAUUUCACUGUUAGUCUACACCUGUUGUUUAUGAAACAUGUGACAAAUAAGGUGUGAUUUGUGUGCGUAGCCCGCAUGGAGCCUUAGGGACCUGGGCCUGUCUGACCUGGGCGUGGGGCAGAUGGACGAGCUAGCGAGCGCUAUGUUACCACGUCUGAGUCAACAGGGGGCGCUGUCCUCAUCCAGCCCCAGCCAACAGGCCUGGAGGACCUCCCACCUCUCCUCACAUUCCUUCUUCCACAACAAGCAUGGUGAGGCGAAGGACACGUCUAUAGAUAAUGACCAUAGUAACCCUACUGCUGGUUGGUGAGUUUCCCCCAAAAACAUUAUUAUGUUCAUCUUUAGCACUAAGUUCAUCUUGUACGAAUGAUGAUCUUAAUGCUAAACAUGAUCUUUUAUGUUUUUGGGGAAACUCACCCGGUAAUAGUACAAUUAGCUGUAACCCGAUUUUAGAUUCAGCUGAGUUGAGUUUAAGUCGUAUUUUGUGUAGGGCCCAUAUCAAAGGGUGUGUGUGGGGGGUUGACUGCAUGUGAUUGCAGCAUAGAAUACAUAUGAUUCGCUUAUGAUAAGUGUUUUUUGCAUCGCACGGAUUGUCUAUUAUAGAACUCAUUUAGUAUCGUUUAUAUGAACGAGUUGUUUUUGAGACAAGAGAAUCACAAAUUAUAUCCUAAUAAGAAGAAUGUCUGUAGGGAAGAAGACCAUUGGGUUGAAUAUGCACAUCCAACUCUCCUUUCAUUGUCUUUCUAGGGUUCUCUGGUGGUAAAAUGGGCACGUCCUACCCUGUUUUCUGCAGACAGGUCCCUUCCCCUCUUCAGGCCAUUUGUACAGAGUUCCACUAUUGGCCUGGUAACCAAAUAUAAUUGUAUUAUGUUAUUUUGUAAUUAAGUGACUAAUAAAUAUCCAGCAAAAGUCCCAGCGUAGUCCUCCUGUAAAUGCAAGUUAAUGUCAACAGUGGCAAGCUUGUGACAGAAUUAUAUAUUUGGAUGGGAGCUUAUUCUACCGUUGUUAUUGGAGGAAGGGUUCACGCAAUGAAAUGGAGGGCAAGGGUGUAUGUCUGUUGUUUUGACAAUCACUCACCCAUAUUUGAGUGCGAUCGUGAACGCCUAAAGUGCAUUCAUAUUUACCAAACAGCUUUCUACUUAUAAAUGUAUUGUUUGAUUUUAUAUGUGUUGAACAUACAGUAUGUGUCCUUGUUCCCAGUGUGGGUCCAGAACAGAGGCUUUAAAACUCUAGGGAAACACAAGCGACUGCAGGCAGGCUUUGAGCGUCCGAUGGAACCAGAUGGCUUUACACCCUCCUUUAUGAAGGUGAGACCCCGGUUUGUCUGCACUCUGUCACUCUCUGGAGAGAGUACCUGGGUCUUGUUCAUUAGGUCACACCAUAGAAAAAUGUGUGAAAACAUUUUUACAACGAAAAGAAAAAAAAAAAAAAAGCGUUUCUUAUUUGACAAAGACUAAUGGUACCUCCCAGUUUCACAUUUUCUUCAGGUGGUUCCCUACUGAACAUGCCCCUGGUUGCAUUGUAAACAUCUCUAACGUCGUUGUCUCGUGCAGGGCCUCCUGACGCGUGAUAAGGGGUUGGAGGUGGAAACCUUGGACAAGCUCCUGAAGAACAAGAAUAUUCCCGAUGGGCAGCAAGAUUCUUUCAAGACCGGGUUUGCUGAGGGCUUCCUGAAAUCCCAAGCUCUGACACAGCGCACACAAGGCAAGUGUACACUACACUACACUACACUACACUACACUACACUACACUACACUACACUACACUACACUACACUAUACAACACUACACUACACUACACUACACUACAAGAACAGAGUCAUGCUCAGUAAGACACAACAUGGCUGAACGGUUUGAAACUGAAAACCAAAACGGCUGUUCUUAAAGGAACAGCUCAGGGUAGUACCUCCUUCGUUUUUCACAACAUUGUCUCGUGUUUCCACUGCCUACCAAACAUGACCUGGGUGCACGUUAUCGUUCAGAAAACAAAAGUGACCAGCUCCACUCUCCUUGCAGUGAGCAUUAAAUGACCAACGUUUCAGCUUGCAGGCCCCGAAGGCUCACUGCAACAAGAGAUGCGUGCCCAACUUUCAUUUUUUUCCCCGGAUUUAAAGUGGAUUAAAACUCCCAUGUUCUCUCCCCUUGUCUGCAGACUCUCUGAGGAGGACGAGGCUGGUCCUGCUGGUUCUGCUACUGCUGGGAUUCUACGGCCUCUCAAAGACCCCCUUCCUAUCGGGUAAAGGCUCCUUUUUCAUUUUUUCAUCUCUCUAAUCAAGUCCUUCACUCUGGCAUGCAGCUUGGUGUGUACCUGUUAAAGCCACAAUCCGGAGUUUGCGUUUUAGUCCAACUGCACUCCUCGCUAGAAAGGGUUGGGCCAGGAGAAACGUAAACCAGUGUCAAAGUGACAUGAUGGUUUUUGAAGCUGUAUAUUGUCUGUUUUAAAGUUCCAUUCUUUAUAAGUUAAUGGGUAGCCUAUGUCAUUCAUUCAUUCAUUCAUUUAUUCAAAUGACAGUUGAACAGUGUCCGAGAUUGAGCCUUUAACUCUUUGCUGAUGCAUUCAGAAUUCACACACAAAAAGCAUGUUCAGCAAGUUUGAUGAGUAAUCAAGAGAACUUGAUAAGAAUAUUGUUAUCAAUUGUUUCCAUCGAUUUUAGUUGACCGAAUGCUUCUAAAAGACAGUGAUUUGUUGCCAAACUAAACUAAAUCUAACCAUAGCUAAGAACGCUUUUGCAUCCGAGCAGUGUGAUUUCGAACCAUAAUCUAACCAUUCUGGACAGUGCGAUUCCGAACCACAUCAGGCCUGGACUCGGCGGUGGACCCUGUCCACAUGAAGAACGUGACGUUUGAGCACGUCAAAGGGGUGGAGGAGGCCAAGAACGAGCUGCAGGAGGUGGUGGAGUUCCUCCGCAGCCCAGAGAAGUUCACCGUCCUUGGAGGGAAACUGCCGAGAGGUGCAGUAGACCGUGGAACUCUUUUGUGGCCUUUAGUUGAUCAGGGUUGUGUUCAUUAGGCACCAAAUAGAGAAAAGAAAUGGACUGGAACAGGAAGGACUACGUGGAUUUGUCCAGUAAGAAACGCUCAUUUUUAUUUUCCGUUGCAAAACAUUUAACAAAAAAAAAUAUAUAUAUACGCAGUUUCCGUGCCCUAAUGAACACUACCCAGGUGUAGACUGACUGAACAAUUCUGAAUUCAAGAAGUUGUUUAGGCAGGCGCACGAUCUUCCCCUGAUGGGACAUUUUAAAUGGCGGCAUUAAUCUUUGUCACCACUUUAAUUGACUCACAGUUUUUAGUUUUUAGUUACAUAUCUUGUUGUUGACUUCCACAUUGGAUUUCAAUCUAAUAUUUUAGUCAACAUUCAUAAAAAAAAACAGGCUACUUUGUUAGGUAAAUAUUGUAUUACUGUAUAUUUGUAUAUUGUAUUACUGUACAUAAAGUGGUUAUCCCACUGGCUAUAGGGUGAACGCACCAAUUUGUGAGUCGCUCUGGCUAAGAGCGUCUGCUAAAUGACGUUAAUGUGCCCUUGAGCAAGGCACUUAACCCUAAUUGCUCCUGUAAGUCGCUCUGGUUAAGAGCGUCUGCUAAAUGACUAAAAUGUAAAAAUGUAAAUGUAUAUUACCUAUUACAGUUGUUCAUAGCUCUUUCUCUCUAUGUCUCUAUGUCUCUGUGUGUCUGUGUGUCUGUGUGUCUGUGUCUGUGUCUGUGUCUGUGUCUGUGUCUGUGUCUGUGUCUGUGUCUGUGUCUGUGUGUGUGUGUGUGUGUGUGUGUGUGUAGGGAUCUUGCUGGUUGGCCCUCCUGGCACUGGGAAGACUCUGUUGGCCAGAGCCGUGGCUGGAGAGGCCGACGUCCCCUUCUAUUAUGCCUCAGGCUCUGAGUUUGAUGAGAUGUUUGUUGGGGUUGGAGCCAGUCGCAUCAGGAACCUCUUCAGUGAGUCCCAUCUGCUCUUUAAGUCUCGGCCUAUUCCUGGCUUCCAACCCUGACCCUAAUAUUGUAAUUUUCACUGUCCUUUAAAAAUACAAAUUUAAAAAAUAACCUGGUUGCAAUGAUGCUAGAUGGUAUUGUCAUAAUUUAUCAACCGUAUAUCUGAGACCCCAGCCCUAGACUUCAACCCACCCUCUCUAUACAUUACAUCUGCAGAGGAAGCUAAAGCAAACGCCCCGUGUGUGAUCUUCAUUGACGAGUUGGACAGCGUCGGAGGGAAGAGAAUCGAGUCUCCCAUGCACCCUUACUCCAGACAGACCAUCAACCAGCUACUGGCUGAGAUGGACGGGUAUGUUUCCAGACGCGUUUUUUCUGGGUUGUGUUCAGUGAGGAAAAACGUUAUAAAACGAAGUGAAAUACAUUUACAUUUACAUCAUUUAGCAGACGCUCUUAUCCAGAGCGACUUACAAAUUGGUGCAUUCAACUUAUGAUAGCCAGUGGGACAACCACUUUUUUUUUUUUUUUAUGGGGGAGUAGAAGAAUUACUGUUAUACUAUUCCAGGUAUUCCUUAAAGAGGUAGGGUUUCAAGUGUCUCCGGAAGGUGGUCAGUGACUCCGCUGUCCUGGCGUCAUGGGGGAGCUUGUUCCACCAUUGGGGUGCCAGAGCAGCAAAUAGCUUUGACUGGGCUGAGUGGGAACUGUGCUUCCGUAGAGGUAGGGGAGCUAGCAGGCCAGAGGUGGAUGAACGUAGUGCCCUCGUUUGGGUGUAGGGUCUGAUCAGAGCCUGAAGGUACGGAGGUGCCGUUCCCCUCACAGCUCCGUAGGCAAGCACCAUGGUCUUGUAGCAGAUGCGAGCCUCAACUGGAAGCCAGUGGAGUGUGCGGAGGAGCGGGGUGACGUGAGAGAACUUGGGAAGGUCGAACACCAGACGGGCUGCGGCGUUCUGGAUAAGUUGUAGGGGUUUGUGAGAUUGUCCAAUGUGAGAUGUGAGAUUGUCCAAUAAGAACACAGAUUUUUUCAGUUGCAAAACGUUUGUGCUGUACGGAACACGACCCUACUUUCUGUGGGGAGAAACAUCCCACAGGGCACAGAUGUCAUUUCAACAUCUAGUUUUGAUUUACAUUUUGUUGAGUUGUGAAUUCAGCAUGAAAUCAACAACAAAUGUCACCAUGUCAUUGGAUUUAGAUUAAAAGUUGGGUGAAAAAAAUACAACAUUCCCGUUGAUGACUUUUUGCAAAUUCAAUCAGUUUUCCACGUUGAUUCAACGUCAUCGCAUAGAUUUUUUUUUAAAAUGAUGUGGAAACAACGUUGAUUCAAGCAGUUUUUUUCCAAGUAGGAUGGAUCCACUGACUUCCCUGAACGUGUCACGAUUGUCGCCCGCAGGUUCAAACCAAACGAAGGGGUCAUCAUCAUUGGAGCAACAAACUUCCCUGAGGCUUUGGAUAAGUAUGUUAAGCUUUAUUCAUCUCGUAAUGAUGUUGCUCAAUGACAUGUUUUUUUUUUUUUACAGGGUUUCAUUAGUUGACAUGAGUACAGAUUGACUUGCCAUGUUAAAACAAACCUAAAGUCAGUGAAGCUCCUCCCCUCCCUAGCGCUCUGAUUCGGCCAGGACGUUUCGACAUGCAGGUCACCGUCCCCAAGCCAGACGUGAAGGGGCGCACAGAGAUCCUCAACUGGUACCUAAGGAAGAUCAAAGUAGACCCUGGUACGUGAGCAACAUGCAUGUGUGACCUAUGUUGAUCAUAGCUUGAGUCAAUUGCUGAUGAGCAAUAGCUUCACACAAGUGAAUCUGCUGGGCUAAAUGUUAAUGGGUACAUGCAAAUAUACUAUGGCUAUAUGAGAAUCUACAGUGGCAAUAUGCUAAUGGCUGUAUGCCAAUAGACUAUGGCUACUUGCUAAUGAAUACAUGCUAAUAGAAUAUAGCUACAUGCUAAUGAUGCAUACUUAUAGACAAUGGCUAUAUGAGAAUAUGCAGUGGCAACAUGCUAAUCGCUGCAUGCUAAUAGCCUAUGUGUACAUACUAAAAGAGAAAAACAUGCUAGUAAGACUCACCGUAGUUGAUUAGCUGUACCUGUUCCUGCUAACGACUUCAUGCAGACAUCGAGGCUGGGAUCAUCGCCAGGGGAACAGUGGGCUUCUCCGGGGCAGACCUGGAGAACCUGGUCAACCAGGCGGCUCUGAAGGCGGCGGUGGACGGCAAAGACAUGGUGACCCUCAAAGAGCUGGAUUUCGCCAAGGACAAGAUCCUCAUGGGUGAGCUCUGCUGUAGGAAUGGGGAGGAAAAUAGAAAUACAACCCUUAAUCACAUUAGGAAUGGGGAGGAAAAUAGAAAUACAACCCUUAAUCACAAAUCGCCCCAGCCCCAACCCCCAACCCCCAGCCCCCACCCCCAGCCCCAGCCCCAACCCCCAGCCCCAACCCCCAGCCCCAACCCCCACCCCCAACCCCCAGCCCCAACCCCCAGCCCCAACCCCCAACCCCCAACCCCCAGCCCCAACCCCCAGCCCCAACCCCCAGCCCCAGCCCCAACCCCAGCCCCAGCCCCCAACCCCCAGCCCCAGCCCCCAACCCCCAGCCCCAACCCCCAACCCCCAGCCCCAACCCCCAGCCCCAGCCCCAGCCCCAGCCCCAGCCCCAACCCCCAGCCCCAACCCCCAACCCCCAGCCCCCAACCCCCAGCCCCAACCCCCAACCCCCAGCCCCAACCCCAGCCCCAGCCCCCAACCCCCAGCCCCAGCCCCCAACCCCCAGCCCCAACCCCCAACCCCCGGCCCCUCGACAAUCCACUCAAAGAAAAACCGGCCCGCGGCUGAAUAUAGUUGAUGAUCCCUGACGUAGGGGUUAGGAGUUUAUUGGAGAUUCGGGGAUCUUUGAGCAGGUUUUGGAAAUCAACUUUUAUAUCUGUCCCGCUUCCCUCCCACAGGCCCAGAGAGGAGGAGUGUUGAGAUAGACCUGAAGAACAAGGAGAUCACGGCCUACCACGAGUCAGGCCACGCUAUCGUGGCGUACUACACCAAGGACGCCAUGCCCAUCAACAAGGCCACCAUCAUGCCCAGAGGACCUACGCUGGGUCAUGUAAGUAGGACUGGAAAUAGGGAAAUUCAAAUCUAUAGGAAAUAAGAUGGGUAGGGAGUGCUACAUGGAUAGACUAGUAGCAUUUCACUGUACCGUUUACGCCAUGUCCUGUGCACUAAUAAGGUUAUUACAGUUUUGUGUUUUUAUAUUUGUUUAUUUAUUUCUAUACGCUUUUAUUUAAAAUUCUGUUUAGUUUCAGUUAGUUUUCAGACCUGAUUUGCUAGUUUUUAUUUCGUUUCAGUUUAUAGAUUUGUUCGUUUUAGUGUUAGGGACAGAAAGCGUGUGUGGGGUAGUUUUAUGUUUAGUUGCUAUGUCACUUCUUGCCACUGGGGGGCAGUAAUACAUAAGGUGAUGGGUCAGCUCAUAGGUUAGGGAAGGUUUCAAUUAUAAAGUCAAAAACUCCAACAUGCUUACACACUCCCCACACAUCUCCCAUCCUCUCACCUCACCGUUUUCACUCAAACCCAACAGGCUGUUGUGACUUGGAUUUUAAAGGAAACAGAGACUGGUGCAAAAAAAUAUGGCGGAAGGAAACUCUCUCACCCAUGUUUAUACCAAUCCAAUGCUUUUUUUUACUUUAGAAGUACAUACCUGUUAGAAGAAUCAAGUUAGCUACCAAGCUGAGUUUUUUUUCUUCGUUGUUAGCUAGUGAUAGUGAUACACAAGCUAGGCCUAUUUGAAACACCGCCAUCUCCUGGCCGCAUUUACCUGCCACAGUAGCUUGAAAACCAAUGAAUGUGUAUAAACCCUGGAUUGCUGAUGCUAUUUAUGUAUUGGCCAAUGAGAGGCUUUGAAGCCACCGGUCAGCCAUAUUGACACUCCCCAGUAGAAGCAGUCCUCCAUAGGAAUGAAUGGAAUUCUACAGGACAAAAUUUACAUGUAUUUAAGAAUGUUUUGGUUGUGGUGUGGACAAUAACAUUAGUACUCAAAGAAAACUUUCAGGAAAAUGUUUUAAUAUAUAUAUUUUAUUUUAAAUGUUUAUGUUUAGCUAACAUUAUAUAAUUUAAACGCAUUCGUUAAGGUGUCUCUAAUAGAAUAAACGUGUCAAAAUGAAUGUAGACAAUAAUACAUGGAUUUCUAUAGCUUCCAAAAUCUUUUUUUUUACAUCUGAGGAGGAGUGCCAAGAUGGCUGCUUAGUCAUGCCAAGAUGGCUGCUUAGUCAUGCCAAGAUGGCUGCUUAGUCAUGCCAAGAUGGCUGCUUAGUCAUGCCAAGAUGGCUGCUUAGUCAUCCAGGGUUUGCAUACGUCAUUGUUGAAAACACCCCAAAAGCUUGAAAACCCUAUUACGUUUUGCCCUAAGUUUAGAAAAAAAAACUCAAACUGAACAUAAUUCAUGCUGGUUUUUAUUUUAUUUGAGUUUGUUUUAUUUAUAGUUUCAGUAUAGUUUGUUUUUCAAACAGGUUUGUUAAAUUUUUUUAGUUUACUGAACAGUUUUUUUUUCAUGAUUAGUUUGUUUGUUUUAGUUUUACUAUAAUAACCUUGCUGUGCACAUGACCAAUACACUUUGAUUUGAUUAGUAGAAUAUCAACAGUGUAUUUAUUUUUUUACUGUGAUACUGGUUUCUUAUAUGAAGGCUAUGACGCCGGAAUACAGCGCCUUCAGGAAGUAUUCAUACCCCUUGACUUAUUCCACAUGUUGUUGUUGUUGUUGUUGCAGCCUGAAUUCAGAAUGGAUUACAUUUAUAUUUUCUCUCACCCAUCUACACACAAUACCCCAGAAUGACAAAGUAAAAACAUGUUUUUAGACAUUUUUGCAAAUUUUAUUUCAAAUGAAAUACAAAAAUAUCUCAUUUACAUAAGUAUUCACACCACUGAGUCAAUACCUUGUAGAAUCACCUUUGGUGGCGAUUACAGCUUUGAGUUGUCUUGGGUAUGUCUGUAUCAGCUUUGCACUUCUGGAUUUUGGGAUUUUCUCCCAUUCUUGCUUGCAGGUUUUCUCAAGCUCUGUUAAGUUCGAUGGGGAGUGGCGGUGAACAGCAGUCUUCAAGUCUUUCCACAGAUUUUCAAUGGGAUUCAAGUCUGGGCUUUGGCUGGGCCACUCAAGGACUUUCACAUUCUUGUUCUUAAGCCAUUCCAGCGUUGCUUUUGGCUGUAUGCUUGGUGUCAUUGUCCCGUUGGAACGUAAAUCUUCACCCCAGUCUAAGGUUGUUUGCACUCUGAAGCAGGUUCUCAUCAAGGAUUUGCCUGUAUUUGGCUCCAUUCAUUGUUCCCUCCAUCCUUACCAGUCUCCCAGUCCCUGCUGCUGAAAAGCAUCCCCAUAGCAUGAUGCUGCCACCACCAUGCUUCACGGUAGGGAUGGUGUUAGACGGAUGAUGAGCUGUGCCUGGCUUUCUCCAGACAUAGCGCUUUUUAGUCAGGGCAAAUACUUACAUUUAUGGGCGGCAGGUAGCUUAGUGGUUAAGAGCGUUGUGCCAGUAACCGAAAGGUUGCUGGUUCUAAUCCCCGAGCCGACUAGGUGAAAAAUCUGUCGAUGUGCCCUUGAGCAAGGCACUUAACCCUAAUUGCUCCUGUAAGUCGCUCUGGAUAAGAGCGUCUGCUAAAUGAUUAAUUAUUUUUAUUUAUUUAUUUAUGUCUCAUCAGAUCACAGAAUCUUUUGCCUUUUGCCUCGGCUGCUCAGUUUGGUCGGACGGCCAGCUCUAGGCAGAGUCUUGGUGGUUCCAAACUUCUUCCAUUUAAGAAUGAUGGAGGGCACUGUGUUCUUGGGGACCUUCAAUGCUGCAGACAUUUUUUGGUACCCUUCCCCAGAUCUGUUCCUUGACACAAUCCUGUCUCGGAGCUCUACGGACAAUUGCUUCGACCUCAUGGCUUGGUUUUUGCUCUGACAUGCACUGUCAACUGUGGGACCUUAUAUAGACAGGUGUGUGCCUUUCCAAAUCAUGUCCAAUCAAUUGAAUUUACCACAGGUGGACUCCAAUCAAGUUGUAUAAACAUCUCAAGGAUGAUCAAUGGAAACAGGAUGCAGCUGAGCUCCAUUUCGAGUCAUAGGAAAAGGUCUGAAUACUUAUGUAAAUAAGGUAUUUCUGUUUUUUUAUUUUUAAUACAUUUCCAAACAUUCUAAAAACCUGUUUUCGAUUUGUCAUUUUGGGGUAUUGUGUGUAGAUUGAUGAGGGAUUUUAUUUUAUUUAAUCCAUUUUAGAAUGAGGCUGUAACGUAACAAAAUGUGGAAAAAGUUUAGGGGUCUGAAUACUUUCCGAAUGCACUGUAUAGACAGGUGUUUCUUUUUAAAUCAUGUCCAAACAAUUGAAUUGGCCAUAGGUGGACUCCAAUCAAGUUGUAGUGACAUCUCAAGGAUGAUCAAAGGAAAUUGGAUGCACCUGUGCGCAAUUUGGAGGGUCAUAGCAAAGGGCUGUAAAUACUUAUGUAAAUUAGAUAUUUCUUUAUUUCAUUUGCAAUAAAUUUGCCAAGAUUUUAAAAAAACAACAACGUGUUUUCACUUUGUCAUUAUGGGCUAUUGUGUGAUGAUGGGUGAGGAAAAACAUAUAUUGAAUCCAUUUUGAAUUCAGGCUGCCUGUAACACAACAAAAAUGUGGAAUAAGUCGAGGGGUCUGAAUACUUUCUGAAGGCACUGUAGUUUAUCUGUACCGCCAUGUUUUUUAGGAAUCCGUUCUGCUGAGCAUGCCAAUAUAAUAAGGCCUCAUUUUGGUAAUUAUGAACAGCGGCUUAGUCCUCCUCCUGGGUUUUUUUUCUGGCAAAUUAAAUAGUUGUUUUUGAUGUUUUUAGAAACAUCAAGUGUGCAAUAAGUUGGUUCCAUUUGCUGCCAGGCCUCACUCCUUCCCCCACUGUCUCCCAGGUGUCCAUGCUACCGGAGGAUGACCGCUGGAGCGAGACGCGUGCUCAGCUGCUGGCCCAGAUGGACGUCAGCAUGGGAGGCCGCGUGGCAGAGGAGAUCAUAUUUGGCAAUGAGUUCAUCACCACUGGUAUGCAGGGGGAUGUAGAGUUGGUGUAGGAGGGUAAUUUGAGUACAGAAUUACAGUCAACGUGUACAGUAAUGUAGUGCAAUAAGCAUAUUCCUCCUCCACAUCUCAAGGGGUGCAAUCCUGUCAUCCAAAUUUCUAAUAGAUAAAUUCAAUCUAAAUGUUGGGGAUUUAUGUUUUUGAGGGUAUGAUAUGGUCAUUUAUCUGUUAUUCAAACUGAUUUACAGAAUUGUGGAGAUUAAGAGUGACACAUAUUUUCAGUAAUAUGUGGCCCAUUCAGGAAUCUAACCCACAUCAUUAGUGUUGCUAGAACCAUGCUCUGACUAACCAACAUCAUUAGUGUUGUCAGAACCAUGCUCUGACUAACCCAUGUCAUUAGUGUUACCAGAACCAUGCUCUGACUAACCCACGUCAUUAGUGUUACCAGAACCAUGCUCUGACUAACCCAUGUCAUUAAUGUUACCAGAACCAUGCUCUGACUAACCCACAUUCAUUAGUGUUACCAGAACCAUGCUCUGACUAACCCACAUUCAUUAGUGUUACCAGAACCAUGCUCUGACUAACCCAUGUCAUUAGUGUUACCAGAACCAUGCUCUGACUAACCCACGUCAUUAGUGUUACCAGAACCAUGCUCUGACUAACCCAUGUCAUUAGUGUUACCAGAACCAUGCUCUGACUAACCAACAUCAUUAGUGUUACCAGAACCAUGCUCUGACUAACCAACAUCAUUAGUGUUACCAGAACCAUGCUCUGACUAACCCAUGUCAUUAGUGUUACCAGAACCAUGCUCUGACUAACCCACAUUCAUUAGUGUUACCUGAACCAUGCUCUGACUAACCAACAUCAUUAGUGUUACCAGAACCAUGCUCUGACUAACCCACGUCAUUAGUGUUACCAGAACCAUGCUCUGACUAACCAACAUCAUUAGUGUUACCAGAACCAUGCUCUGACUAACCCACGUCAUUAGUGUUACCAGAACCAUGCUCUGACUAACCCACGUCAUUAGUGUUACCAGAACCAUGCUCUGACUAACCAACAUCAUUAGUGUUACCAGAACCAUGCUCUGACUAACCAACAUCAUUAGUGUUACCAGAACCAUGCUCUGACUAACCAACAUCAUUAGUGUUACCAGAACCAUGCUCUGACUAACCAACAUCAUUAGUGUUGCUAGAACCAUGCUCUGACUAACCCACGUCAUUAGUGUUACCAGAACCAUGCUCUGACUAACCCACGUCAUUAGUGUUACCUGAACCAUGCUCUGACUAACCAACAUCAUUAGUGUUACCAGAACCAUGCUCUGACUAACCAACAUCAUUAGUGUUACCAGAACCAUGCUCUGACUAACCAACAUCAUUAGUGUUACCAGAACCAUGCUCUGACUAACCAACAUCAUUAGUGUUACCAGAACCAUGCUCUGACUAACCCAUGUCAUUAGUGUUACCAGAACCAUGCUCUGACUAACCAACAUCAUUAGUGUUACCAGAACCAUGCUCUGACUAACCCAUGUCAUUAGUGUUACCAGAACCAUGCUCUGACUAACCAACAUCAUUAGUGUUACCAGAACCAUGCUCUGACUAACCAACAUCAUUAGUGUUAUCAGAACCAUGCUCUGACUAACCAACAUCAUUAGUGUUACCAGAACCAUGCUCUGACUAACCCAUGUCAUUAGUGUUACCAGAACCAUGCUCUGACUAACCCACGUCAUUAGCGUUACCAGAACCAUGCUCUGACUAACCCAUGUCAUUAGUGUUACCAGAACCAUGCUCUGACUAACCAACAUCAUUAGUGUUACCAGAACCAUGCUCUGACUAACCCACGUCAUUAGUGUUACCAGAACCAUGCUCUGACUAACCAACAUCAUUAGUGUUACCAGAACCAUGCUCUGACUAACCCACGUCAUUAGUGUUACCAGAACCAUGCUCUGACUAACCCACAUCAUUAGUGUUGUCAGAACCAUGCUCUGACUAACCCACGUCAUUAGCGUUACCAGAACCAUGCUCUGACUAACCCAUGUCAUUAGUGUUACCAGAACCAUGCUCUGACUAACCCACAUUCAUUAGUGUUACCAGAACCAUGCUCUGACUAACCAACAUCAUUAGUGUUACCAGAACCAUGCUCUGACUAACCCAUGUCAUUAGUGUUACCAGAACCAUGCUCUGACUAACCAACAUCAUUAGUGUUACCAGAACCAUGCUCUGACUAACCCAUGUCAUUAGUUGUUACCAGAACCAUGCUCUGACUAACCCACAUUCAUUAGUGUUACCAGAACCAUGCUCUGACUAACCAACAUCAUUAGUGUUACCAGAACCAUGCUCUGACUAACCAACAUCAUUAGUGUUACCAGAACCAUGCUCUGACUAACCCACGUCAUUAGUGUUACCAGAACCAUGCUCUGACUAACCAACAUCAUUAGUGUUACCAGAACCAUGCUCUGACUAACCCACGUCAUUAGUGUUACCAGAACCAUGCUCUGACUAACCCCUGUCAUUAGUGUUACCAGAACCAUGCUCUGACUAACCAACAUCAUUAGUGUUACCAGAACCAUGCUCUGACUAACCCACGUCAUUAGUGUUACCAGAACCAUGCUCUGACUAACCCAUGUCAUUAGUGUUACCAGAACCAUGCUCUGACUAACCCACAUUCAUUAGUGUUACCAGAACCAUGCUCUGACUAACCAACAUCAUUAGUGUUACCAGAACCAUGCUCUGACUAACCCACGUCAUUAGUGUUACCAGAACCAUGCUCUGACUAACCCAUGUCACUAGUGUUACCAGAACCAUGCUCUGACUAACCAACACCAUUAAUGUUACCUGAACCAUGCUCUGACUAACCAACAUCAUUAGUGUUACCAGAACCAUGCUCUGACUAACCCACGUCAUUAGUGUUGCUGAGACAUUUAUAUAUUUUACCCUAUUAGUCAUCUUCCAAGAGUGCUUAAAGACUAAACAAAUUAUAUAUAAACCACGUUCAUCUUUUUUGUUGUUUUUUCAGGUGCAUCAAGUGACUUUGAUGCUGCCACCAAAAUUGCAAAAAUGAUGGUGACCAGAUUUGGUAUGUGUGAGAGGGUAAGUUAUGGAUGCUGGACGUUUGGUCAGGGAGAGACAAAAUGAAGUCAUGUCUUUUAUAACGCAUCAGCAAAGUCCCGUGAUUUUACUGUAUAACCUUCCGGACAUGUAGUGUUGAAUUAGCUUUAUUGGCAUGAAUGGGAACCACCCAAUGUUGCAGCACUACAUAUACAGUGAGGGGAAAAAAAGAAUUUGAUCCCCUGCUGAUUUUGUACGUUUGCCCACUGACAAAGAAAUGAUCAGUCUAUAAUUUUAAUGGUAGGUUUAUUUGAACAGUGAGAGACAGAAUAACAACAAAAUCCAGAAAAACUCGUGUCAAAAAUGUUAUAAGUUGAUUUGCAUUUUAAUGAGGGAAAUAAGUAUUUGACCCCCUCUCAAUCAGAAAGAUUUCUGGCUCCCAGGUGUCUUUUAUACAGGUAACAAUCUGAGAUUAGGAGCACACUCUUAAAGGGAGUGCUCCUAAUCUCAGCUUGUUACCUGUAUAAAAGACACCUGUCCACAGAAGCAAUCAAUCAAUCAGAUUCCAAACUCUCCACCAUGGCCAAGACCAAAGAGCUCUCCAAGGAUGUCAGGGACAAGAUUGUAGACCUACACAAGGCUGGAAUGGGCUACAAGACCAUCGCCAAGCAGCUUGGUGAGAAGGUGAUUGUUGGUGCGAUUAUUCGCUAAUGGAAGAAACACAAAAUAACUGUCAAUCUCCCUCGGCCUGGGGCUCAAUGCAAGAUCUCACCUCGUGGAGUUGCAAUGAUCAUGAGAACGGUGAGGAACUACAUGGGAGGAUCUUGUCAAUGAUCUCAAGGCAGCUGGGACCAUAGUCACCAGGAAAACAAUUGGUAACACACUACGCCGUGAAGGACUGAAAUCCUGCAGCGCCCGCAAGGUCCCCCUGCUCAAGAAAGCACAUAUACAGGCCCGUUUGCCAAUGAACAUCUGAAUGAUUCAGAGGAGAACUGGGUGAAAGUGUUGUGGUCAGAUGAGACCAAAAUGGAGCUCUUUGGCAUCAACUCAACUCACCGUGUUUGGAGGAGGAGGAAUGCUGCCUAUGACCCCAAGAACACCAUCCCCACCGUCAAACAUGGAGGUGGAAACAUUAUGCUUUGGGGGUAUUUUUCUGCUAAGGGGACAGGACAACUUCACCGCAUCAAAGGGACGAUGGACGGGGCCAUGUACCGUCAAAUCUUAGGUGAGAACCUCCUUCCCUCAGCCAGGGCAUUGAAAAUGGGUCGUGGAUGGGUAUUCCAGCAUGACAAUGACCCAAAACACACGGCCAAGGCAACAAAGCAGUGGCUCAAGAAGAAGCACAUUAAGGUCCUGGAGUGGCCUAGCCAGUCUCCAGACCUUAAUCCCAUAGAAAAUCUGUGGAGGGAGCUGAAGGUUCGAGUUGCCAAACGUCAGCCUCAAAACCUUAAUGACUUGGAGAAGAUCUGCAAAGAGGAGUGGGUCAAAAUCCCUCCUGAGAUGUGUGCAAACCUGGUGGCCAACUAUAAGAAACGUCUGACCUCUGUGAUUGCCAACAAUGGUUUUGCCAUCAAGUCCAUGUUUUGCAGAGGGGUCAAAUACAUAUUUCCCUCAUUCAAAUGCAAAUCAAUUUAUAACAUUUUUGACAUGCGUUUUUCUGGAUUUUUUUGUUGUUAUUCUGUCUCUCACUGUUUAAAUAAACCUACCAUUAAAAUUAUAGACUGAUCAUGUCUUUGUCAGUGGGCAAACGUACAAAAUCAGCAGGGGAUCAAAUACUUUUUUCCCUCACUGUAUAUAUAUAUAUAUAAUGUGAAAAUAUAUAUAUAUUGUGACACUAUCUGUCUCUCACCUGCGUUGUAGCUGGGUGUCAUGACCUACGCUGACCAAACCAAGCAGAGCCCAAAGACACAGGCUGCCAUCGAACACGAAGUCAGGAAACUUUUAAAGGUACGUUUCCACCUCCGUCGACCUUCCAAGCCCCUGUCCCAGUGCUCUUUGGCUUGUGGUUUUUUAUGUUCCCCAUUUUUCAAACCAGGCUUAUUCAGUGUUACAGUUUAAGGAAAUAACAGACCCAAUUUACAGGUGUGUCUAAGCCCUGUAAUUGCACUGGAACAUAUCCAAGCCCGUUUCAGAAAUUCCCUCAACUCCUCUGGUGGUUUGUAUGGUCCUCAGGAUUCGUACGAGCGGGCCAGGGUGCUCCUCAAGUCUCACGCCAAAGAGCACCAGAGCCUGGCCAGGGCCCUGCUGCAAUACGAGACACUGGACGCCAGAGAGAUCAAGAUGGUCCUGGAGGGCAAGGCCCUGGAGACCAGAUGA
Coregonus sp. 'balchen' is the source of this 18548-nucleotide messenger RNA. The record is from the annotation of a GenBank genome assembly. NCBI's taxonomy places the organism in Eukaryota, Metazoa, Chordata, Actinopteri, Salmoniformes, Salmonidae.